This is a messenger RNA of Quercus lobata, 955 nucleotides long. RefSeq lists its product as uncharacterized. The record is from RefSeq and is a predicted model, not a curated record. The transcript has a single exon. Lineage: Eukaryota; Viridiplantae; Streptophyta; Magnoliopsida; Fagales; Fagaceae. Gene Ontology annotation, biological process: root development; shoot system development. Bases 1 to 879 code for a protein of 292 amino acids.
AUGGCUGCCACUCCUGUCAACCAAAUCUCCCUUCACCAUUUUCGCUCUAACAGCUUUCCCACCAGAGCACACCCGCUCAUUUCAGAAUUCAACGACCAGUUGAGCAGAUUGAGAUGUUCUGAAGCAACCUCUUCAUCAUCAGCAUCAUUAAGCCAGAAACUAAUUGGCCUUCAGGAUUUGAAUGACUGUGUUGAUAACUUGCUCCUGUUGCUUUUUGCACAAGCCUUAGCCCAAGAGCAGAAUCAGAAAUGGUUUAAUGAGCUGUUGGAUGGAUCUCUUAGGCUCUUGGAUGUGUGUGGUAUUGCAAGAGAUGCAUUGUUGCAAACAAAGGAAUGCACGCGUGAACUUCAAUCAACCCUGCGCAGAAGACAUGGCAGUGAAAUGGAGGUUGCAAGGGAGGUUGAAAAAUACUUGGCCUCUAGGAAGGUGGUAAAAAAGGCAGUGCAGAAGGCCUUAAAGGGCAUGCAAACUAAGUUUAACUCUAAGAAAAAUGAAGAUCUAGCCAUUGUUAGCUUGUUAAAAGAGCUAGAGGCUGUAACUAUCUUGGUUUUUGAAUCACUCUUGACCUUCAUAGAUGGACCAAAGCUGCAAUCAAAAUCAACCAGCUGGUUUGUAGUUUCCAAGCUGGUACACCCCAAGAGAAUAGCAUGUGAGGGUAAAGAAACAGAUGCAAAUGAAUUUGAGAAGGUAGAUGCGGCAUUACAAACUCUCAUUAGUCACAAGACAAGCAAAUCUGAUUACUCCAUCCAUGUUCAGAAUGCGCAGAACUGGAUGGGGAAGCUGGAGUCAAGCAUUCAAGAUGUUGAAGAGGUGCUUGAAUGUUUGUCUAGGCGUCUAGUCAAGACCCGAGUUUCCAUUCUCAACAUUCACAACCACUAGCCCUGAAAUCAUCAUGGGCAUCCAGUUUUGUCUGUGAAUUUGUACAAGUUGAUAGACCUUCUCUUUUUGUAUAAAU